Messenger RNA from Spirodela intermedia, 2130 nucleotides. Lineage: Eukaryota; Viridiplantae; Streptophyta; Magnoliopsida; Alismatales; Araceae. The record is from the annotation of a GenBank genome assembly.
AUGUCUCAUUUGACCUCUGAGACCGAAGACUUCUCCAGCCUCCUGGAACUCGCGGCCAACAACGAUGUCAAGGGUUUCAAUCGCUUCGUCGAGCGGAGCCCGACGGCUGUCGACGAGAUUGGUCUCUGGUAUGGCCGCAAGAAGGGCUCCAAUCAGAUGGUGCUGGAGCAGCGGACUCCCUUAAUGGUUGCUGCGACAUACGGCAGCGUUGACGUCGUUAAGCUGAUUCUGUUGCUCUCCAUCGCCGACGUCAACCGUAGCUGCGGCUCCGACAACACGACGGCGCUCCACUGCGCGGCGUCCAGUGGGUCCAUCAACGCCGUUGACGUCGUGAAGCGGCUCUUGGCCGCGGGUGCCGAUCAGAAAGCCGUCGAUGUGAACGGUCGCCGGCCCUAUGAUGUGAUCGUCGUCUCUCCGCUCCACUCUGAUGUGAAGGUCACAUUGGAAGAUCUUCUGGGCAGUUUCCGUCAGAACAACCAUCUCCGCAUCUCCGUCAGCAGUUCGAGCUCCGAGUCGCCGCCGUUGUCGUCUUCCCUAGACGACGAUGGUGGAUCAGCGUCGUCGGAUUCAACUUCUUCACCCAAGACGGGCAAGUCCCCUGAUCUGGCCCCUUCUGCGGUCGCAGAGAAGAAAGAGUACCCAGUCGACGCGUCGCUUCCCGACAUCAAGAACAGCAUCUACUCCACAGAUGAGUUCCGCAUGUUCUCCUUCAAGGUCCGGCCUUGCUCUCGGGCGUACUCCCAUGACUGGACAGAGUGCCCCUUCGUGCAUCCCGGCGAGAACGCCCGGAGGCGUGAUCCCAGGAAGUAUCAUUACAGCUGCGUACCCUGCCCAGAUUUUCGCAAAGGCGCAUGCCGCAGGGGAGACCUUUGUGAGUACGCGCAUGGAGUUUUUGAGUGCUGGCUUCAUCCGGCGCAGUACAGAACAAGACUGUGCAAGGACGGGACGAGCUGCAGUAGGAGAGUCUGCUUCUUUGCCCACACGGCGGAGGAGCUCCGCCCGUUGUAUAUGUCCACUGGAUCUGCUGUGCCGUCACCAAGAUCGUCUUCUGCGGCUGCAUCGGCUAUGGAGAUGGCUGCUGCGGCAAUGAGCAUGCUUCCUGGGUCGCCGUCGUCUCUCUCGCUGAUGUCCAUGGCGGCUUUCACCCCGCCGAUCUCACCUUCGGCCGCGAACGGGAUCUCUCCUCACUCGUCUUUGGUGUGGCCGCAGUCGAACGUGCCCACGCUGAGCCUCCCCGGGAGCAGCAGGCUCCGUUCUUCUGUCAGUGCUAGGGACAUGCCAGUGGAUGACUUCACUGCGUCGCCGGAGUACGAUUCCCAGCAGCUGAUGAACGACUUUUCCGGUUAUUCCUCGACUCACUCCCGGCUGGGGUCCUUGAUGAGUAAUAUGCCGGGGAGGUCGAAGUCCAUGGCUCCGUCAAAUCUGGACGACCUCUUCUCUGCCGAGAUGGGUUCCUCACCGAGGUACGAUUCCGACCAGGGCGCCAUGUUCUCUCCCUCCCACGAAGCAGCUGUUUUGAAUCAGUUCCAGCAGCAUCAGCAUCAGGGUCUGCUCUCGCCCAUCAAUCCCAGCGUCUUCUCCCCGAAGUCAGUGGACUCCCCGUUCGCCGUCGGUCGCAGCAGCCUCCUUCAGGCAUCUUUAGCCAUGGUGUCGUCCGGCCGGAUGUCCCCUCGCAGCGUGGAGCCUCACUCUCCCAUGAGUGGCCGGCUGGCCGCCUUCGCCCAGCUCGAGAAGCAGCAGCAGCAACAGCAUCAGCUUAGGUCUCUCAGCUCAAGAGAUUUGGGCUCGGGUUCCCCUGCAAGCCCAUCCAUGUCCAUGUGGGGUUCUCCGGGGGGGAAGCUGGACUGGGGCGUGAAUAGCGACGAUCUAGGCCUUGGUAACAGCGUUUUCAGGCAGCCGCCAUCAUCCUCCUUCGAGCUUGGUUCUGGUGGGGAGGAGCCGGAUCUCUCAUGGGUGCAGUCACUGGUCAAGGAGUCGCCAUUAGAAGCCAAUGACGAGGCACCAGUGACCACGCCCGUUACCGUCGGCGACGACUCAACUAGCUCCAAUCUACAGGCGGAGGGUGUCGAUCAAACGGUGCUGGGUGCGUGGCUGGAGCAGAUGCAGCUCGACCAGCUGGUGGCGUUGUAA